GGAGGAAGGGCUUCGAGCCGAGCGAACUACAUCUCCCAGCGAGGAGAGGGCCUGCCCCACCUCCUCCAGCGAUACUUAGGCGCGGGAUUCGGAAGGCGCCAAAGGAAAAGGUGGGGGAGGCGGCAGCUGCGCCACUUGGAGAGGGUUCUUUUAAGCUCUCUCGGCAGCUGCUCUUCGUUGCAAGGAGGAUCGCGCGCGGCAACGGAAGGGAAAACCGAACACGGUAAAAGGUUUCUCCUGUGUUGUCACCUCAGAUUCAAUCUUCAACUUUGGUUUUGUUACCAGGAUGGGAAUCCAUGGUUUAGCCAAACUGAUUGCAGAUAUAGCUCCUGCUGCCAUUCGAGAGAAUGACAUCAAAAGUUACUUUGGCCGGAAGGUGGCCAUCGAUGCAUCUAUGAGUAUCUACCAGUUCUUGAUUGCUGUACGGCAGGGAGCUGACAUGCUGCAGAAUGAAGAAGGUGAGACCACAAGCCAUCUGAUGGGUAUGUUCUACCGCACCAUCCGCAUGGUGGAAAACGGCAUCAAGCCUGUCUAUGUCUUUGAUGGCAAAGCUCCACAGUUGAAAUCUGGUGAAUUGGCUAAGCGUACUGAGCGCCGAGCUGAAGCCGAGAAACAGCUGCAAGAGGCCAAAGAGGCAGGUGAGGAGGAAAAUAUAGAAAAGUUUAGCAAGAGGCUAGUUAAGGUGACCAAACAACACAAUGAUGAAUGCAAGAAGCUGCUGGCUCUGAUGGGCAUUCCUUAUGUAGAAGCACCGGGUGAAGCUGAAGCUAGCUGUGCUGCCCUGGUGAAAGCUAGUAAGGUCUAUGCAGCUGCUACUGAGGAUAUGGACUGCUUAACCUUUGGUAGCCCUGUGCUGAUGCGACACCUUACAGCCAGUGAGGCAAAGAAACUGCCCAUUCAGGAAUUCCACUUGAACCGCAUCCUCCAGGAUCUGAACCUGACUCAGAAGGAGUUUGUUGACCUUUGCAUAUUGCUGGGUUGUGACUACUGUGAGAGCAUCCGUGGCAUUGGCCCCAAGCGUGCUGUGGAACUCAUCAAGCAGCACAAAAGCAUAGAAACGAUUGCACAACAAAUAGAUACCAAGAAAUAUUCCUUGCCAGAGAACUGGCUGCACAAGGAGGCACAACAGCUCUUCUUGGAGCCUGAAGUUGUAGACCCAGAAGCUGUGGAGCUGAAGUGGAGUGAGCCAGAUGAAGAAGGACUUCUCAGUUUUUUGUGUGGGGAGAAGCAGUUUAAUGAGGAAAGGAUCCGUAAUGGAGUCAAGAGACUGAGCAAGAGUCGCCAGGGUAGCACUCAGGGCCGACUAGAUGACUUCUUUAAGGUUACUGGCUCCAUCACUUCCGCCAAGCGCAAAGAACCAGAAUCCAAGGGACCUGCUAAGAAGAAAGUGAAGGGGAGCGGUGCAGCAGCAUCAAAGUUCAAAAGGGGAAAGUAACUGUUUUUUAGAACUGUAUCUGUUCCCUUUCACUCCAGAUCCUCUUGGGAGCAAAAUAUUAAACUGCAAAUGUAGAGCCUUGUAGGCAUCAACUGCAGGUGGUACUCAAAAAGUAAUAUAGCUAUUGCAAAACCUUCUGUUUUGUCUAACUUGAUGCAUGAGGGGCGCUACUCUUACUGACAAAAGUGCUGCUGAUCAGUGGCCACAGACCCAGCCAGGCAGAAGGCUGGCACUGCUGCCAUCUCCUUGAGUGUCAUCAUCAGCAGACAUCAUAGAGCUUAGUCCAUCUUUACUAGCCAGACCUUGCUUGCAGAUGUAUUCUAGUGGUAAUUUCCAAAUUUUCCUAUUUCUGCUUCUAUAUACAGCUUGCUACUGUCAGAUUGAAAUCUGUGAACAUGAUGAUAUAGUGCUGCUAGGAGUAUUAGCUCUUGCCAACUAAAGGUUGACAGUUACAAAUAAUAACCUGGCAGGUGUGAUGUAUUCUCCUCUCCCCACCCCCGUGUGUGUGUUCUAUGAGGAGUCCAAAAAAGUCAUUUAGAAGAAUAGUAACUGUGUGUGAAUAGAAUAGUGGGCAAGACACUAAACCACUAACCACACAGAUGGCCAGAAGCAGAAUUUCUUAUUAGCAAUGAUGUUCUUUUUAACUAGAAGUUAUUUUCUUCCUGGUUUUCUGUAACUUUAAUUUAGUGUGUAUGUGGAUUCGUGUGUUUUUCUUGUUGACUUUCAAAAUAAAUAAGGAAACCAAA
Molecule: messenger RNA, 2181 nt
Organism: Hemicordylus capensis (graceful crag lizard)
Lineage: Eukaryota; Metazoa; Chordata; Lepidosauria; Squamata; Cordylidae
Gene: FEN1
Product: flap structure-specific endonuclease 1
Exons: 2
Coding region: 287-1435 (382 amino acids)
Cellular component (GO): nucleus
Molecular function (GO): 5'-3' exonuclease activity; DNA binding; manganese ion binding
Source: RefSeq, a predicted model, not a curated record